Messenger RNA from Photinus pyralis (common eastern firefly), 1758 nucleotides. RefSeq lists its product as uncharacterized. The transcript has 3 exons. The coding region runs from base 158 to 1600 and encodes 480 amino acids. The record is from RefSeq and is a predicted model, not a curated record. NCBI's taxonomy places the organism in Eukaryota, Metazoa, Arthropoda, Insecta, Coleoptera, Lampyridae.
AGUGUGACGUCAGUCCGCCAUUUUUGUUAAGUUGGUCAAGGUUUACUUUCCAAACAAAUUUUGUUACACAGUGUUUUUACUAGUAGCUUUGUUAUUUAGUGCCUUAUUUUUAAUUUUAACGGGUUUUUGUGCAUUCGUUCUUUAUUUGUGGACUAAGAUGGUGAUGUGUUUUGUUCCCGAUUGCAAGCACUACAGCGAAAAGCAUGCCUGUCGGUUUUUCACCUUUCCAAAAGAUGCCAAUGAAAAACGAAGGUGGAUAAAAUUAAUUAGGUUUGUAGUUAAUUUGCAGAUUUAUUUGUUUAUUGAUUAUAAUUACCAUAGGCGAGAUGAUAGAAACCCCACUUCUCACUCAUUAGUAUGUGGUUGCCAUUUUAAGGACGGUAACAGAAGCAAUGGACCUACAAUUUUUGAAAGGAAUAAGGGGAAGCUUUUUGAUGUACCUGAGGUUGAAGUUAGGCACAGAAAGAAACAGCAACCAAGAAGUGCUUCACCAGCAGUUGCUGGGCCAUCAUGGCUACCUGAUCCUGUACCAUUGGAAGAGCACCAACCUGAAGAACCUGCAAAAGAAGUGAUUGAAGAAAGCUCAACAUCUGCUCCUACAGUUCUGCCAGAAUUCUCAGCUAUGCUGGAAGCUCAAGUUUAUUUUCUAGAAAAAGAAAACAAAGAGCUAAAAGAAGCACUAGAGAAGUGUGCAGGCAAAUUAUCCUUUGCAGCAAUUGCAAAUACAGAUCAUUUAAUUUCUGUAUAUACCGGAAUCCCAACCAAAGAUAUUUAUUUGGCUCUAUAUUCUUUAAUGGAAAACCACGAGUUAAAUUAUUAUUAUAAGUGGAAUGUAGUAACAAUACCAAAAAUUGAUCAAUUGUUAAUUACUUUAAUGAAGUUGCGCUUAAAUUUACUGCUGGACGACCUCAGUGUUCGAUUUGGGGUUACAAAGGGGACUAUUUCCAACAUCGUAAAAACGUGGAUGUUUGCAUUACACGAAGUGCUAUUUAAACACUUUAUGGCAGAAGUUCCAACAACCUCAAAAAAUAAAUGCUGUUUGCCUAGCUCCUUUAACUCCUUCACUAACUGCAGGAUGAUUUUGGACUGUACAGAGAUGGCAUGUAUUCAUCCACAAAAUAUGGAGAAGCAGAGAGCAACAUACAGCAGCUACAAACAUAGAAAUACGUUGAAAGGGUUAAUAGGUGUAGCACCCAAUGGAGUCAUAACUUAUGCAAGUAAGCUGUAUCCUGGUUCAAUAUCAGACAAAAAAAUUGUGCAAGAUAGUGGAGUAUUGAAGGUAUUUCAACCUGGAGAUCUGAUUCUUGCAGACAAAGGGUUUUUAAUUGCAGAUCUUUUACCACAAGGAGUGCAUAUUAACACACCACCAUUUUUAUGUUCGGCACAGUUUACACCAGAACAGGUGAUUAUGACACGAACUAUAGCACGAGCUAGAAUUCACGUCGAAAGAGCCAUUAGUAGAAUAAAGUGCUUUAGAAUACUGAAUAUGAUUCCCCAAACACUUAUUCCACAUGCGUCCAUUAUUUUUCAAUUGUGUGCAGCAAUAACAAAUUUACAGUUUCCCUUAAUUAAAGAGGUUGGAGAAAUGUAUUUAGAAUAAGUUAUGGUAUUUUUAUUAAGGUGUUUAGUCAUUUUUAUGUUACUCUUAUAGAUUUUAGAAAUAGGUAUUUAGAUUUUAUGUUCCAUAUUAUAGCGAUAAUUUGUUAAUAAGAUAUUAGAUUGAAGGAAUAAUACAAUGAAUAUAUACAUAUAUAAUAA